ACAACCCAAAAUAUAGAUGCUUGUUAAUUUCGAUUUGACACGUGAUGCAUGCAAGGCUCUCUUUGCCACUAAAGUAAUCGACACACCACUACUAGGCACUAGCAAGCUCCAUCAAGCACGUACGAUGCAAGCAAGCAAAAGUUCUCCGCCGGUACUAAGGAAGAAGGAUGACGGCGAGGAGGACAUCACCGUCGACCUGUAUCCAUUCAUACGGGAAUACAAGGGCGGCAGUGUCGAGCGCUUACUGCACAGCCCAUUCGUGGCAGCGUCCGAGGACCCGGCAGAUAACCGUGGAGUGGCAACGAGGGACGUCGUCGUCGACAAAUCCACCGAUGUGUCCGCACGCCUGUUCCUUCCCUCCGUUGCAGCUGCCUCUGCCGGCGAGAGGAUCCCCGUCGUCAUGUACGUCCAUGGAGGAUCCUUCUGCACGGAGAGCGCCUUCUCUCGGACUUACCACAACUACAUCAGGUCUCUGGCGGCGCGCGCCGGGGCGCUCGUCGUGUCCGUGGAGUACAAUCUCGCGCCGGAGCAUCCUGUUCCUGCGGCCUACGACGAUGCAUGGGCGGCGCUACAGUGGGUGGCCACCCUCUCCGAUCCAUGGAUUUCCAACUACGCCGACCUCGGGCGGACGUUCCUUGCCGGCGACAGCGCCGGCGGGAACAUCGUCUACAACACGGCGGUGCGUGCGGCCAGCGGUGGUGGCAGCCGCAUCUACAUCGAGGGGCUGGUCAUCGUGCAUCCAUACUUCUGGGGGACCGACCGGCUGUCCAGCUCUGAGGCAGUAUGGGACGGCAUCGCAAUGUUUGCUCCUGAGGCCAUCGACAGGCUCUGGCCGUUCGCUACGGCCGGCCGUCUGGGCAACGACGAUCGCCGGGUCAACCCACUCGACGAGGAUAUCGCCUCGCUGAGAUGCCGCCGUGUGCUGGUCGCCGUCGCCGACAAGGACACCUUGCGUGACCGCGGGCGUCGUCUGGCAUCCCGCAUGCGUGACUGCUGCUCAUGGGCCGAUGAUGAAAACGCGGUGACAUUGGUGGAGUCGGAGGGGGAAGACCAUGGCUUUCACCUGUACAACCCGCUGCGUGCCACCAGCAAGAUUCUCAUGGAGAGCAUAGUGCGGUUCAUCAACCAGCGCACGGCGCCCUUGCCGCUGCAACUGCCACAAGUUCAAGAGCUACUUGCAUGCCAAGGUAAGAUGCACAGGGCCGUCCAGCCUGUUCUACGCGUGCCAACCAGGCCGUAUAUGGACGUACAUGGCUACGGGACGGCCAUGAAAGCCAGAGAUGCGGCGACACGUACUAGCUGCUUACACAUUGGACAUGGACGAAGAGCAUCCAAAACAAGCUAUGGGUCAGUCCUGGGGCAUGUUAUCAGGCCAAACAGCACCAACAUGAGGUUCGCAUCAUCAGCAAUAACAGCUCCUUGCAGUUGUGUUUUUCACAACUUCAUCUAGCGCGCGGAUGAUGAUAAUCUACAUGCAUCCAGGCCAGGUGAAACAAAAGAUCAAGGGUAAUGGUUAAGCUUAAGCAUGCUCCAGUAUAAGUGCAAUAAUGACACCCUAUUUACAAGCUCCUUGCUCGGGUCAAAAGAAAUGACUUUUGGGUGUUUUUCUUUCUUAUACAUGAAUGGUGUAUUUAAGGUCUUGAGUUAUGUACUGUUGGUGUAUCAUGUAUUCUCAUAUAUCAAGUUUAUACAAAUUUUAAUCAUAA
Molecule: messenger RNA, 1706 nt
Organism: Hordeum vulgare subsp. vulgare (domesticated barley)
Lineage: Eukaryota; Viridiplantae; Streptophyta; Magnoliopsida; Poales; Poaceae
Product: probable carboxylesterase 5
Exons: 1
Coding region: 17-1450 (477 amino acids)
Molecular function (GO): hydrolase activity
Source: RefSeq, a predicted model, not a curated record